AUGGACGCCGCGCUGCUCAAGUGGCUCUCCGGCGCCCUGCAGUGGCCGGCCGCGCGGUCCAAGAUGCCAGCUGGGCGCCUGCAGGGGGACCCCCUGUCCGAGUGCACAGGAUGCUUAGUGGACGCGCUCCUGGACGCCUUCAAGAGGCCCAUGCCGCUGGGCGAGGACGUGAUGGUGGUGGCCAUUGCGUCAUUCGGCGCCACGGAGGGCGCCACGGAGGCGGAACGCGCGCGGCUGGCGCGCUUCGCGGAGCAGGUCCACAACAGCAUCGUCGAGGACUACACCUCAUCCACGAGGAGUCGCAGCGAGAAAGCAGUGGUAUCACCCUCGACGCCGCCGCGCAAGGACGCGUCGCCCGCGCCGGGCAGGAGGAGCGCCAAGGCCGCGGCGAAGCCCAAGAGCUCCGCCCCGCCGGCGAGCGACGCCGCGGGGAACCCGAAGGGUCUGACUCCCCCCAUGCAGCACCUCGACUGCGGCGCCCCGGGCCCGCCUGCGGACCUGCUCCCCGCGCCAGCCGGGCUGGAGCCGUUCCCGUACACUGUGAACUUCGCGGACCUCCCGCUGGUGGAGGUCGUGCGGGUGCCGGGUUGGCCGGUGCCCGCCGCCCAGGUGCUGCUUUCGCCAGUUCCGUCGUGCAGGGCCCCACCGACGCCGACCCAGCCGAGGAGGGAGCCCCGCAUGCCGAUCCCGCCCAGCGGACACGAAGGCCAGCCACUCCCAUCGCCGCCGCUGCCCCGUGCCUCCCCCCCGGCGGCCUCGCCGCAAGCCCGUGCCGCCUCGCCGGGCAGCUGCGCCUUGCCGCGGAGGGCGGCUGGGGUGCCGGCGCUGGUGCGCUGCGCAGAUCUCGCAGGCGAUGCGCUGGCGCCCAGCAGCUUUGACGCCCAGGGCGCGCCGCUGCUGCUGUCGCCCCGGGAUUGUGCUCCGGCGCCUCCUGGUGGCGGCCUGGCCCAGUGGCUGCUGGAAAGGCAGCCCUGCGACCUUCUGCCCGCCGCCGUUGCCCGCGCGUCCGAGUGCUCCACCGUGCCCAGCACGCCAGUGUUCAGCGACACGCGGCGGCCGUCGCACUGGCCGGCAGACCCGCGGUCGGUUUGUCACUUUGAGGUCUCAUUCGACUGCGCGUAA
Molecule: messenger RNA, 1122 nt
Organism: Prorocentrum cordatum
Lineage: Eukaryota; Dinophyceae; Prorocentrales; Prorocentraceae
Source: the annotation of a GenBank genome assembly